AUGGGCAACCACGGCUCCAACUUGGACGACAUCCUCGCAGAGGACAUGCACCACUGGUACAACAUGUUCAUGCGCGAGUCGCCGUCGGGCCUCAUCACGCUGUUCGAGCUAAAGACCAUCUUGGGCCUGAAGGGCUUGACCGAGAACGCCAACAGUUACGUGGACCAGGUCUUCUACACCUUCGACAUGGAUGGGGAUGGUUAUAUCGACUUUGUGGAAUACAUCGCCGCCAUCAGUCUGUUGCUGAAAGGAGAAAUCAACCAGAAGUUGAAGUGGUACUUCAAACUCUUUGACCAGGAUGGCAAUGGAAAAAUAGACAAGGAGGAAUUGGAGACUAUCUUCUCGGCAAUUCAGGACAUCACACGAAACAGAGACAUCGAUCCCGAAGAGAUUGUCACACUCAUAUUUGAAAGGAUCGACGUGAAGGGAGAAGGUGAGCUUACCCUGGAGGAGUUCAUCGAGGGUGCCAAAGACCACGACGACAUCAUGGAUAUGCUGAAGAACCUGAUGGACUUGACGCCGGUGUUGAUCAUCAUCGUGGAGGGUCGAAGACCAUGA
This is a messenger RNA of Nerophis lumbriciformis (worm pipefish), 558 nucleotides long. Lineage: Eukaryota; Metazoa; Chordata; Actinopteri; Syngnathiformes; Syngnathidae. The record is from RefSeq and is a predicted model, not a curated record.